AUGAUAUUGCCCUAUGCAUUUUCAUCAAUCGUAUUUCCAUUAUCCAUCUUGGUCACUAUAAAUUUUUGGGCUAUAUAUUCAUAUUAUCCGAGAGUUAUAGACGAAGACAACGUGACGGAAUCAUUUUUUCCAAGUUGGGUAAAUCACGGAUUACACACGACCAUUUUAUUACUCGCGUGCAUCGAAAAAUUUAUCACAUAUAGAUCGUACCCGACUAAAAUUCAAGGUUUUUUAGGUUUAUCCACCGUCUUAACGUUGUAUUGCUUGACGUGCACGAUAUUAUAUUUGAUCGGAGGAGUUUGGCCUUAUCCCCUUGUGUCUUUAUUAAGUAAAUGGCAUUUACUUAUUUACAUAUACGGAAAUUAUUUAUUUGGUUUUUUUAUUAUGAGAUUAGGAGAAUCCAUAAAUAAUAAAAUAUGGAGUAAAAAUUUGUUUUUAAAUACGUAA
Molecule: messenger RNA, 447 nt
Organism: Pediculus humanus corporis (human body louse)
Lineage: Eukaryota; Metazoa; Arthropoda; Insecta; Psocodea; Pediculidae
Product: Androgen-induced protein, putative
Exons: 4
Coding region: 1-447 (148 amino acids)
Cellular component (GO): endomembrane system; membrane
Source: RefSeq, a predicted model, not a curated record